GUUCACAGCGCAGGGACGCCACCAGAUCGAGGAGGAGGGCGGCUCGGGGAUCGAUGAGAUUUCGGGAGGGUUCUGGGCGUCGGGCUCCAGGAGGGGCCGUUCCCUCGAGGAGGUAGCAACUCCUUGGUGGGACCCCCCCCCUCAGCAGUGCCUGGGGUGGUCCCGGGGGGCGGCCGAGCCGACCACGGGACCCAGCCGUUCGUCGACAAGAUGUAUUGGACCCCCGUGCCGCAGUUCCAUUGGGUGAGGAGUCACGGACACUGGGGCGUACCCCUGCCGAACCCUUUCCAGCUGAAGGCGCACUUCCAGGACAUGCUCGGGGACGGCACUGAUAUCUCCAAGCACCACGUGCCCUGGGAGAAGAAGAUCCCCAAGGUCUUCUGGCGGGGCAGCCUGUCCGCGCCGGACUACGUCGUGGCGAGGGACCUGGGCACGAUCCCGCGGGUGCGCCUGCAGAACCUCGCCAAAAGGCACCCGGACCUCUUCGACGUGGCCAUCACCAGCGUCGACGACGAGCUGCUGGCCCCCGCCGCCCCGCCGCCGCGCGUGGCGGCCGCCCCUCGGCCCCUGCCCGGCCGCGGGGCCGCCCCGGGCCCCGCCUCGUGCGCCGGCCGGGAACAGUGCCACGAGGCGCUGCGGCUGCGCGCGACCGCGACCUCUGCGGCGGAGAUGCGGCCUCAGAGAGCGGUCGCCACCGCCUGGCAAGCGUUCGUCUUUGUCGUGUCCCUCGACACGCAGGACGACGCGAGCCGGCGGCGGAGCCCUUUCACCUGCGAGGAGAUCAAGGAGAGUGGCUUUUGCGACAAGGUCGGACCCUUGGGAGACGAGGCCCGUCAGACCUGCCAGAUGAGCUGCGGAGUGGGAUGCCGCGGGCCGUGCGAGGCCGACCAAACAAGCCGACGGCGGUUCCCGCAGAGCUGCAGGGAGAUGUUCGACGCGGGGAUCUGCGGAACGGACGGUGCCCUGGGGCUGGAGAUGGAAGAGACAUGCCGCACCACUUGCCACGACGCUCUCGGAUGCCUGCCGCCGUGCGAGCCCGACCAGACCAGCCGCCGGCGCUCUCAGAGGAGCUGCCAGCAGAUGUUCGACGAGGGCUUCUGCGGCGUGGGCGGCCCUCUGGGGGAGGAGGCGGCAGAGACUUGUCGCAGCACAUGCGCCGACACCUUCGAAUGCGUGGCCCAGGAGAAACUGGCAGGUACAGACACAAGCGACUCGAACAGCGACGCAAAUCUGACAGUCGAGCCACUUCCAGAUCAAGAUCUGGGACCAGUGGAAGCUUCCUCUUGGCAGCAUUCUAUUUUCGUGUUCAUGGGCGUGAUCGCCAUCGGCUGUUGUUGUGUCUGCAUGUUCGCCAGAGUGUGGAGCAGCCACAAGGAUGCGGAGGUUGGCCGGCUGGACCAGGACAGACUGGUCGGGCAGUCCGGCCUCGCUGGCGCCGGCGCAGCAGUUGAGCCAGUUCCGUCGGGGCGGGCAGAGCGAGCGGAGCAGGCCGUGCAGCAGGCCACAGCGCCGGCGGAUGUGGCAAAGGUGGGGCCCCUCGAAGGCACCCCAGCAGGCGGUGCCUCCGCUUCACUCGACGCCGUUUUCCUGAGCAUUGAGAGUGCGGAAGGUGCCGACGAGCCCGUCUCGGAGCGGAUGACAAAGCCGCACAAGAAGACGAGGGUGAAGAAGCCAAGACGCCAGGGGCAACCCGAGCAGCAGGAGGCCGUGUCCGUCAACCCUGCCCCGGCGCCCGCGCUGGCGUGCAAGUCUGUCGAGGUUAGCGCGACGGGGCAACCCGAGCAGCAGGAGGCCGUGUCCGUCGACCCUGCCCCGGCGCCCGCGCUGGCGGGCAAGUCUGUCGAGGUCAUCGCGACGGCUGGCGCUCGCACUUCCGUCUCAUCGGCAGCAUCUUGUCUCAGCACGAAGUCGUGGUCAGCCGCCCUUGCCAAUGCGACAGGCCCUUCCUCCAGACGCCAGGGGCAACCCGAGCAGCAGGAGGCCGUGUCCACCCCCAGCGCGGGCGCCGGGGAGAUUGUCGAAGCCCGCGCGCUGGCCGGCGCCCGCAUUUCCGUCACAUCGGGGUUUUCUUUUUAG
Prorocentrum cordatum is the source of this 2076-nucleotide messenger RNA. The record is from the annotation of a GenBank genome assembly. NCBI's taxonomy places the organism in Eukaryota, Dinophyceae, Prorocentrales, Prorocentraceae.